Molecule: messenger RNA, 769 nt
Organism: Synchiropus splendidus (mandarinfish)
Lineage: Eukaryota; Metazoa; Chordata; Actinopteri; Syngnathiformes; Callionymidae
Gene: mrps23
Product: mitochondrial ribosomal protein S23
Exons: 5
Coding region: 81-623 (180 amino acids)
Biological process (GO): translation
Cellular component (GO): ribosome; mitochondrion
Molecular function (GO): structural constituent of ribosome
Source: RefSeq, a predicted model, not a curated record
CAUAGAAGAAGAGAAGGGACGCCCACGUGACUGGAGUUGUCACAGUGACCCUCCACUGUUUUUAUUAACUAAAAGUCCUCAUGGCUGGAAGCCGUUUAGAAAAGCUGGGAACCGUGUUUUCACGGGUCAGAAAUCUGUUGAGCUCAGGAGUCCUGAAGCCAGAAGAAAAACCAAUAUGGUACGAUGUAUAUGAGGCUUUCCCUCCCAAAAGGGAACCACUCUAUGUAAAGCCAUAUUCCAAUCCACCAACUCAAAAGGCCGACCCUGUUCCAGAGAUCUUCUACAGUGAGGAUGAAGUCCGAGCAAAAUUCUGUAGGCAAUACACAGCUGGUCCUCGGCCUUUCAAUCUGUCCAAGCCCAACUUUGUAUCUACCAGUCAAAGGUUUGUUGACAAGUAUGCAGAGUUGAAGAGCUCCACCGAUCUAGAUGAAGCAGCAUUGUUUGAGGAGACUGGAAAAGCUUUACUCAAAGAAGGAAUCGUGUUGAGAAGGAGAGGAGCUGCUCCGGUGUCGGAGGAGCCACAGGGUCCAUUGCAGAGAGUGAGGUUGUCAGACGUGAUGGGUGAGCAGGUGACAGACGCCACUGAGAGCGAGGAGACGCCACAGCAGAGCACACAGUCCUAGGCACUGGAGAGCUGCAGACUCUUGGUUCUCAAUUAUGAUGAUGAUGAUGAUGAUCUGCAUCCUGACGACAUGAAGUCAAUCAAUGGAACAUGUUUGUAAAUAACUGUUUAUGAAGUAGCCCAUUAAAUAACAAGUUUAUACCAACU